UCACACACAACACAGUCAUACACAAACAUGGCGUCAGGGCAGACACGCAAGAUGCUGCCGCUCAGUCGCUGUGCCAUGUAUCUGUUAUUAUUACUCGUUCCUGGCGCGAUCUCCUCCACGCUUCGUCUUCACCAUGACCAGAGAUCCAUGCUGCCACAGGACAGGGGUUUCUCCCGAGUGAGUGCACACCUGGAACAUGCAGAAAGUCGCGUCGUGCGUCUGGAGCGAGAAGUCACGGAGGCUUCAGCCGCGCACCAGCUUCGCGUUCGGCGGAAUGCUGCUGGAUCACCCGUGCCAACGGUUUAUGGAACGGCCAACCUGAACGAUUCUCAUAAUCAGAUGGUCGUCCACUGGGCUGGGGAGAAGAGCAACGUCAUAGUAGCGUUAGCCAGAGACAGCAUUGGUGCUACCGAUCCCAAGACCAGCUCUGUGUACGUGUCCUAUGACUAUGGAACCACCUUCACGGACGUAUCAGAGAAAUUUCAACUGUCUGGGGAUCAGGAGGGCAAGAAACAGGUCAUCUCACAGUUUUACCACAGCCCUGCUGACAACAAACGAUACCUAUUUACUGACACCACGAACGGUUACCUGUGGAACACCUUUGACUUUUGUAAAAGUGUUCAGGGUUUCUCCAUCCUCUUCAAGCCCACAGACUUACUGCUGCACAGUAAGAGGCCUAACCUGGUCCUUGCUUAUGACAGUUCUCACCCCAAUAAACAGCUGUGGAAAUCAGAUGACUUUGGUGAGACGUGGGUGUUGAUUCAGGAGCAUGUGAAGUUCUACUUCUGGGGUGUAGAGCCACACGACAACCCCACCACGUUGUUUGUCCAGCGCCACGAGCCCCAGGGAGACUCCAUCAUCCUCAGCAGCACAGACUUCUUCGAGCAAAACCGUCAAGUUAUCCUAGAGAAGGUGGACAGCUUCCAGUUACGGGACAAGUACAUGUUUGCCACCACAACCAGGACGAUGUUUGGGAGCCGUGAGUCUCAGUCUGUCCAGCUGUGGGUUUCUUACAACCGGCAGCCAAUGAGAGCAGCUCAGUUUAACACCCGCCACCCUAUCACGGAGUACUACAUAGCAGAUGCUUCUGAGGACCAGGUGUUCGUGUGUGUGAACCACAAUAAUAGUGUUACGCACCUGUACAUCUCCGACACACAGGGGCUGUCCUUCUCUCUGUCCCUAGAGAAUGUGUUGUACUUUAGCCCUGAUGGCUCUGGGAGCAACACGCUUAUCAGGUACUUCGCCAACGAGCCGUUUGCAGAUCUCCACCGGGUCGAGGGGCUUAGGGGUGUGUUUGUGGCCACUCUGAUCAAUGGAUCAGUCUCCGAGGACAACAUGCGAUCAGUCAUCACGUUUGAUAAAGGAGGAACCUGGGAACUUCUGCAGCCACCUGAGGCCGACAGCCUGGGAGGAACCAUAGACUGCCAGUUGGACAAUGGCUGUUCCCUGCACUUGGCCCAGCGGUGGAGUCAGCUGCUAAAUAUUCAGCUGCGCAGGAUCCCUAUUCUGUCUAAAGAGUCUGCACCUGGCCUCAUCAUGGCAACAGGAUCUGUGGGAAAGAAUCUGGCCAAUAAACCCAAUGUGUAUGUAUCCAGCAGCGCAGGGGUCAGAUGGAGGGAGGCCCUGACUGGUCCUCAUUUCUACACCUGGGGAGAUCAUGGAGGGAUCCUGAUGGCUAUCGCGCAGGGCGGCUCCACCAGAACACUCAAAUUCAGUACUAAUGAGGGGGAAACCUGGAAGGAGUUCCAGUUCUCCGAGCAGGAGGUAUAUGUGUACCAACUGCUGACUGAACCGGGUGAAAAGAGCACCAUUUUCACGGUCUUCGGCUCUUAUGCAGACCAGAAACACAGCUGGCUCAUUGUGCAGGUCAACGCUAGUGAUGUGCUUGGUGUGCCGUGCUCAGAGGGCGACUAUAAGCAGUGGUCUCCCUCUGACGAGAGAGGAAAUGGCUGUCUGCUCGGCAGAGAGAUGGUGUACAAGCGCCGCUCUCCUCACGCCACCUGCUUCAACGGCGAGGACUUCGACAGACCCGUCACUCUGUCCAACUGCUCCUGCACUCGUCAGGACUAUGAGUGUGACUACGGGUUUAAGCUGAGCGAGGAUCUGUCUCUCGAGGUGUGCGUACCUGAUCCUGAGUUUUCUGGAAACCUGUAUGCCCCACCAGUUCCCUGUCCGGUGGGCACAACUUACCGCCGCAGCAAAGGGUACAGGAAGGUGUCUGGAGACAGCUGCAGCGGGGGAGAUGUUGAAGCUCGGCUGGAUGGAGAAAUGCUGCCCUGUCCUGUGGGAGAGAGUAAUGAGUUUAUCCUGUAUGCGGUGAGGAACUCCAUCCACCGCUUUGAUCUGGCCACAGGUACAGACCAGCCGCUCCCCCUCUCGGGUCUCCAUGAGGCGGUGGCGCUGGACUUUGAUUAUGAGAAGAACUGCCUAUACUGGGCUGAUAUUUCGCUGGACACCAUUCAGAGAUUGUGUUUGAAUGGAAGCUCUGGACAAGAAGUGAUUGUCAAAAAGGACCUACAAAACGUGGAGGCGCUGUCAUUUGACCCCAUCAGCCGGUUGCUGUAUUGGGUGGAUGCCGGUGCUCAAAAAAUCGAGGUGUCCAACUCUGAUGGAGACCUGAGACGCACUCUGGUCAACUCUUCAGUGGUGGAACAGCCUCGAGCCUUGACUCUCAUGCCAGGAGAGAGCCUGAUGUUUUGGACAGACUGGGGUGAUCGCGCGGCGGGCGUCUACCGCAGCUGGAUGGACGGAUCCAACAUCUCCUGCAUCGUGUCCGAGGGAGUUCGCUGGCCCAAUGGCAUAACGGCAGAUGAAUCAUGGCUGUACUGGACGGAGGCAUAUGGAGACCGCAUUGAAAGAGCAGACUUUAAUGGAGGCCACCGCACUGUGGUAAUGGAGGGCCUGCCUCAUCCUUAUGCCAUUGCUGUUUUUAAGAAUGACCUGUACUGGGAUGACUGGUCUAGAAUGGGAAUCUUCAAAGCACCUAAAUCAGGCUCACCAGACAGUGAGAUGAUAGUGGGCAGACUGACAGGAGUGAUGGAUCUCAAGAUCUUCUACAAGGGAAAGAACAAAGGUCAGAAUGCUUGUGUGGAUCAGCCAUGCAGUCUUCUGUGUCUUCCCCAGCCUGGAAACAAGCAUCACUGUGUUUGUCCCGACGGAGUUUCCAGCACCAUCCUGCCCUCAGGAGAGCGUCAGUGUCAGUGUCCCAGUGGAUACCAGCUCCACAAUAAUACAUGCGUUAAGACAGAGCACACCUGCUUGCCGAACCAGCACCGCUGCGCUAAUGGGAAGUGCAUCAGCAGCAUCUGGAAGUGUGACAGUGACAACGACUGCGGCGACAUGAGUGAUGAGCAGGAGUGCCCCUCCACUUCCUGUGACCCUGCGGUUCAGUUCCGCUGUGUGGCCUCAGGUUCCUGCAUCCCACUGGCCUUCAAGUGCGACCAUGAGGAUGACUGUGGCGAUAACAGCGACGAGGAGCAUUGUGAGUCUCACCAGUGUGGACCGGGAGAGUUCACCUGCGCAAGAGGCGUGUGUAUUCGGGACGCAUGGCGCUGUGAUGGGGACAACGACUGCAGGGACUGGUCAGAUGAGGCCAACUGUACUGUGGGUCACCACACAUGUGAGAGCAGUAGUUUCCAGUGCCACACGGGUCACUGCAUUCCUCAGCGCUGGGUGUGUGACGGAGAUGAUGACUGCCAGGACGGCUCAGACGAGGACCCUACCCAGUGUGGGCGUGAAAAGUGCAGCGGGUUCUUGUGCGCUAACGGCACCUGUCUGCCCGCUAGUGCUCACUGCAAUGGUGUGGAGGACUGUCCAGGGGGUGCUGAUGAGCAAAACUGCGGUCCCCUCUGUGCGCACUAUAUGGAGUUUGUGUGCAGAAACCGAGCGCAGUGUCUGUUCCAGUCUCUGGUGUGUGACGGUACACGACACUGUGCUGAUGGCUCUGAUGAGGACGCAACAUACGCUGGCUGCCCAACUAACCCUGAGUUUGAGAAAACAUGUGACAGCUACAACUUCCAGUGUUCCAAUGGAAUGUGUGUGACCCUCGAGUGGAAGUGUGACGGCAUGGACGACUGUGGCGACUACUCGGACGAGGCCAACUGUGCUUCCCCAACCGAGGAGCCAGGCUGCUCGCGUUACUUUCAGUACGAGUGUAAGAACGGCCGCUGUGUGCCUGCCUGGUGGAAGUGUGAUGGGGAAAAUGACUGCGGUGACUGGUCUGAUGAAUCUCAAUGUUCAGGUGGCGGAUCUCCUCACACACCUGCGCCAGGUCCAGCUACCUGUGCCCCUAAUCGUUUCCGCUGUGGUUCUGGCGCGUGUAUUGUGAACACCUGGGUGUGUGACGGCUACGCUGAUUGUCCUGAUGGCAGCGAUGAAGUGGGCUGUCCUACAGUCAAAGGCUCUGUGACUCCAGUGGCAACUCUUCCUCCAUCGGGCCGCUGCACUAAAGAUCAGUUCCUGUGCCUGAAGCCUGCGAGCUGUAUCGCUGAUUGGAAGCGCUGUGACGGACACCCUCACUGCCAGGAUGGAUCUGAUGAGACCAACUGCCCCACUCAUGGUCCGUUGCUCUGUGUGAACGGUACUCUCUGUGCGGAUGGCGAGGCCUGCGUGCUGAACAGUGAGAGGUGUGAUGGCUUCAUAGACUGUUCUGACAAAAGUGACGAGGAUAACUGCACUGUGGAUAUGUUGGUGUACAAGAUUCAAAAUCUACAGUGGAGCGCCAACUUCUCCGGUGCUGUGAUGCUCACUUGGUCAAGACCCAAAAAUAUGCCUACAACAUCCUGCUCUUUUGUCAUCUACUUCAGGCAGGUGGGUGUCCAGCAGUGGACGUCUAUGGACACGAACAGCAAUAAGGGCAGUGCCGUUUUGACCGUGUUGAUGCCGGACACCACCUACCAGGUGAAGGUUCAGACUCAGUGUCUCAGCAAACAGCACAGGACCAAUGAAAUUCUCACACUACGCACACCAGAAGGAUUGCCGGACCCUCCUCAGGGUCUGCAGCUGAGCUGUGACAAUGCUGAGGACGGGACAGUACUGUGUUCCUGGAACCCUCCUGAUAAAACACAUGGACUCGUCAGGGAGUAUAUUGUGGAGUACAGUGAAAAGGACAGCGCUGAGUGGUUUUCCCAGCGUAGCACCAGCACCAGUGCAGAAGUGAAGAACCUGCAGCCCAGCUCGCUCUACAGAUUUAGGGUGGCUGCUGUCACAAGCAGAGGCGUGGGAAACUGGACAGAAAUGAAAUCCAUUGUUCCUCAAAAAGCUCUCUCUCCUCCUAAUGUCGCGAUCUCCAGCAUCACAGAAAACUCAAUGACUUUGUCAAUCACCAAUGAUUAUAAGGUCCAGGUGAAGCACUACAUUGUCGUUAUUUCGUGGGUAUUUGAUGAACAUGUGAAGGAGAGCUGGAAUUACACUGUCUUAGGAACAUUGAAUGCCACUAACCUGACAGCAGGGAUAGUGUAUGAGGUGGCGGUGUGGGCUCACACGGAUGAUGGAGACAGUCCUACUGCUCUGUCCCGCCAGCAGACCAAAGGCAUAAGACCUGCCGAGCCGUCACUAAAGGCCAGAGCGCUCAACCAGACCGCUGUAGACUGCAACUGGACCGGCCCUCAAGCUGAGGUGUAUGGAGUGUUCUACGCCACCUCCUUCCUGGAUCUGUACCGCAGACCUCACAGGGUGAAUACCACCUCCACCAGUCUGACUGUGAUCGUUGACAGCGACGAGCAAUACCUCUUCCUGGUGAGGGUGAUCUCUCCAUACAUGGGUCCUCCAUCAGACUUUGCUGUUGUGAAGAUGAUCCCCAACGAGCGACUUCCACCUCGAAACCUGCACAAAGUGCGAGUGGAUAAGACGCAGGCCACUCUGAAGUGGCAGCCGCCAUUCGAUUCUCCCAGCAGUCCUUUGACGUAUGCAGUGCACGUGAGAGAUACGGUUCGUAAAACGGAGCGGGACUAUAAGGUGAACACUCAGAACAACACGGUGGAGUACACGCUGAAGGGCCUGGAGCCUGGAGGACGCUACAGCAUCACCAUCAGGCUGCUCAACAUGAGCAAAGAGGCCAGCUACACACUCAACACGGUUUCUCUGCCUGCACCUGAGGCCCUCAAAAUCUUAGAAGAACAGGAUCAUGUGUUCCUCUUCUGGAAGAGCCUGGCUGUGAAGGACCGGACCUUCAAUGAAAGCAGGGGCUAUGAGGUGUAUGUGCAUGACAGUGUCACCAACUCCACUAUGUGUCUGGGUAACACAACGGAGACAUUCUUCAGGAUCAACAGCUUGUUGGUGGGCCAUAACUACACGUUCUCAGUGCGGGCGCGCUGCCUGCUCAACAACCAGCUGUGUGGAGAGGCGGCGGUGCUGUUAUAUGACGAACUGGGCAAAGCAGCAGGGCCGAAUGAUGCCAAAUCUCAGUCGGGUAAAUCCGAAGACAUGGCGGCGGUGGUUGUUCCAGUGUUGUUCCUGCUGUUGGUGGGUGUGUGUGGAGGCCUGGUGGUGCUUUAUCUCAGACACCGUCGGCUACAGCACAACUUCACCGCCUUCGCUAACAGCCACUACAACUCUCGCCUGGGCUCUGCCAUUUUCUCCUCAGGAGAUGAGCUGGGUGACGAUGAUGAAGACGCUCCUAUGAUCAGUGGCUUUUCAGAUGACGUUCCCAUGGUGAUUGCAUAGCUGGACAACUCUUUCUCUCCUCCUCCUUCACUUCCUACUCCACUUCCUCAUCAUGUUUUCUUACGUGCCCAUCCGGCACACCUUCAAGCUGCAGAGCUCCCUUCCUCUUGACUCCCCGUCACUUAGAAAAACGCUGGAUUUAUGUUUCUGGACCCCGA
Rhinichthys klamathensis goyatoka is the source of this 6821-nucleotide messenger RNA. RefSeq names its product sortilin-related receptor, L(DLR class) A repeats containing (gene sorl1). Gene Ontology annotation, cellular component: Golgi apparatus; membrane. NCBI's taxonomy places the organism in Eukaryota, Metazoa, Chordata, Actinopteri, Cypriniformes, Leuciscidae. The record is from RefSeq and is a predicted model, not a curated record. The coding region runs from base 28 to 6663 and encodes 2211 amino acids. Gene Ontology annotation, biological process: protein retention in Golgi apparatus; post-Golgi vesicle-mediated transport; protein targeting to lysosome. Gene Ontology annotation, molecular function: protein binding. The transcript is spliced from 48 exons.